GCAUCGCCAUCUUUUACGUCGCUGCUUGAGGAUGAAGUGAGUGUGGUCACCGUGACCCGGACUCUCUGACCUCCCUGAAAGUUCACGCGUGAACGUACGCGCACUCCCCGUGUUUUGUCCGGUCAGAAGCCGUGAACGCGUUCGCGAAGAGCGGAGCGACGGAGUGACCUUGUUAUGCAGCGAGGGAUGCUAAUGCUAGCCAAUGCUAACGACAUGCUAACGGCUAAAGGCGUAACAGCUAGCUAGACAGAGACCCCCGUUGACUGUCGCUUUAAACUAAGAUGUGUCCUCUUACACACGUGAAGAGUCCUCUCGAGUGAGUCGGUUUAUUUUAAACCAAAGGCGUAUUAUUCGUGGUAGCUAGCCGUAAACAAGAGGCUAUAUUGUGGCUGUCUGCUAGGGGUGGCCUGUGACACGAGGCGUGACCAUGCUGGCACGUCUGUUCAGGCUCCACGGCCUGCUGGUGGCCUCCCACCCGUGGGAGGUGAUCGUGGGCACCCUGGCUCUCACCGUCUGCCUGGUGUCGAUGAACCACAACCUGGCAGCCAGCAGCCAGGUGUGCAGCUGGAACGAGUGCCCCCAAGUCCAGGAGACAGUCCACAGCAGUGACGUAAUCACCCUGACGAUCACACGCUGCAUGGCCAUCGUUUACAUCUAUUUCCAGUUCAAGAAUCUGCGGCAACUGGGCUCCAAAUAUAUACUGGGUAUCGCAGGAUUGUUCACGGGGUUUUCGAGCUUCGUUUUCAGCACAGUGGUCAUCCACUUCUUUGGGAAAGAGCUGACCGGUCUUAAUGAAGCGCUGCCGUUCUUUCUCCUGCUCAUCGACCUGUCCAAAGCCUCUGCAUUGGCCAAAUUUGCCCUCAGCUCAAACUCUCAGGAGGAGGUGAGGGAGAACAUCUCCCAGGGAAUGGCCAUCCUGGGCCCCACCUUCACUCUGGACGCUCUGGUGGAGUGUCUGGUCAUCGGGGUCGGCACCGUGUCGGGUGUGCCCCAGCUGGAGCUCAUGUGUUGUUUCGGCUGUAUGUCGGUCCUGGCCAAUUACUUUGUCUUCAUGACCUUCUUCCCUGCGUGCGUGUCCCUGGUCCUGGAGUUGUCCAGGGAGAGUCGCGAGGGGCGUCCGAUCUGGCAACUGAGCCACUUUGCCCGUGUGCUGGCUGAGGAGGAGGACAACAAGCCCAACCCUGUGACCCAGAGGGUGAAGAUCAUCAUGUCUCUGAGCCUGGCCUUGGUUCACGCUCACACUCGACUAGCAGCCGAGCAGCCGGGUCAGAAUCGCUCGGCGGAGGGGGCCCCCAGCUAUGAGAUGUCCUCUGGGGGUCCCAUGAGGUCCCUGAAGCUCACCAGCAUGCACCUGGAGCAGGUGAUAACUCUCAGCCUCGCCCUGCUCUUGGCCGUGAAGUACGUCUUCUUCGAGCAGACGGAGACGGAGUCCUCGCUGUCCCUCAUGAGUCCCAUCACCAGCUCUCCUGCCACCCAGACCGCCGGCUGCAGGGGGGAAUCCCCGCCCCCGAAGCCCCGGGCGGCCCCCAGCGAGAGGGGUGAGACUGAGGGGAAGGACGAAGACGCCGAGGGGGCGUCUUUGUUGCUUUUUGCCUCGCGUGAUCCCUCCGCAGCGCCCCCCCCGCAGGGCGGCCCCCGCGCUCCUGUUCCCGAGGAGUCUCUCGCUCGGAGCAGCCGGGCGCUGGAGGAGUGUGUGGCCAUCCUCUCGGACCCCCAGAGGGGGGCCCGUUUCCUCAGCGACAGAGAGGUGAUGGACCUGGUGUCCUCGCGCAACAUCCUCAACUACAAGCUGGAAUCGGUCCUGGAGACUCCGGAGAGGGGCGUGGCCAUCAGGAGGGACAUGCUGUCCCCCAAACUGCCUGUCCGCUCUGCUUUGGCGUCUCUUCCUUAUAAGGAAUACGACUACUCGAAGGUGAUGGGAACCUGCUGUGAGAAUGUCAUCGGUUACGUCCCUGUGCCAGUGGGAGUGGCCGGUCCCCUCCUCUUGGAUGAGAAGCAUUUUUACGUUCCCAUGGCGACCACAGAGGGUUGCCUGGUGGCCAGCACCAACCGAGGAUGCAGGGCGCUGUCUCUGAGCGGGGGCUGCCACAGCAGGAUCCUCGCUGACAGCAUGACGCGGGGUCCCGUGGUGAGGCUGCCUUCGGCCUGCCGGGCGGCGGAGGUUAAAGUGUGGCUCGAGACCCCCGAGGGGUUCGGCGCCAUGCGAGACGUUUUCGACCGGAGCAGCAGGUUUGCCCGCCUGGAGAAGCUGCUGGUGGGCUUGGCGGGGAGGAAUCUGUACAUUCGCUUCCAGUCUCAGACCGGCGACGCCAUGGGCAUGAACAUGCUCUCCAAGGGGACGGAGCGGGCUCUGCAGAGACUCACCCAGCAGUAUCCAGAUGUGGAGGUGCUCUCCGUCAGCGGCAACUACUGCACCGACAAGAAGUCUGCAGCCAUCAACUGGGUUCUGGGUCGGGGAAAGUCCGCCGUGUGCGAGGCCACCGUCCCCGCCCACGUGGUCAGGGAGGUGUUGAAAAGCAGCACCGCUUCUCUGGUGGAGCUGAACAUCAACAAGAACCUGGUGGGCUCUGCGAUGGCCGGCAGCAUCGGGGGCUUUAAUGCUCACGCUGCCAACAUAGUAGCAGCCAUCUACAUCGCCUGUGGACAGGACCCGGCUCAGACUGUGGGGAGCUCAAACUGUAUCACCCAGAUGGAGGCGGCGGGGGCGGGAGGAGAGGACCUGUACAUCAGCUGCACCAUGCCCUCCAUAGAGCUGGGCACUGUGGGGGGGGGCACCAACCUGGCGCCGCAGCAGGCCUGUCUGCAGAUGCUCGGGGUCCAGGGAACCAGCGCCGGGGAGCCGGGUCAGAACGCCCGCCAGCUGGCCCGCGUGGUGUGCGCCACGGUGCUGGCCGGGGAGCUCUCCCUCAUGGCCGCCCUGGCCGCCGGACACCUGGUCAAGAGCCACAUGGUCCACAACAGAUCCAAAACAAACCUCUCAGAACCACUUUCGUCAAAGUGGUCUGCAUGACGUCACUGCUCCUCGGAGCUCCUGUAUACUGUGUAUACUGCACAUUGACAAAUAGGACAACUGGAAACUCAAAGCCAUUAAAUGUGAGGAACAUUGAUAGUGUGUUUUUCUGGAAGCUUUGUGGCCUUUUAUGUUCUAGAUAGAAUAUUCAAUUUUAAGCCAUUUCAAAGAUCUUGUCUUGUGAAAAUAAAUGAACGAUCUUCA
This is a messenger RNA of Pungitius pungitius (ninespine stickleback), 3214 nucleotides long. RefSeq names its product 3-hydroxy-3-methylglutaryl-coenzyme A reductase-like. Gene Ontology annotation, molecular function: hydroxymethylglutaryl-CoA reductase (NADPH) activity; protein binding; NADP binding. The transcript has 19 exons. Lineage: Eukaryota; Metazoa; Chordata; Actinopteri; Perciformes; Gasterosteidae. Bases 428 to 3010 code for a protein of 860 amino acids. Gene Ontology annotation, biological process: coenzyme A metabolic process; isoprenoid biosynthetic process; sterol biosynthetic process. Gene Ontology annotation, cellular component: endoplasmic reticulum membrane; peroxisomal membrane. The record is from RefSeq and is a predicted model, not a curated record.